This is a messenger RNA of Malus domestica (apple), 564 nucleotides long. The record is from RefSeq and is a predicted model, not a curated record. NCBI's taxonomy places the organism in Eukaryota, Viridiplantae, Streptophyta, Magnoliopsida, Rosales, Rosaceae.
AUGUUAGAAAAAGUUCACCCUCCAAGACCAGACUGGUGCGAGGAGUUUUAUGCAUCAGUUUUGAAUACCUCCAUGAAAUCUUAUGAAGACGUGGUUCGUGAUUAUAAAUUUAAAAUUGCAGUUUACAAGGCAGAGCUCUUUGCUGAACUGAAAGGAAAAGCUGGCAAGUGUUGGAAAUUGGUGUUGGGACUGGUUGGGGAGGCUAUUCCAUUAGAUGAUGCUUCAGUUGAUGCAGUUGUUGGAACUCUUGUGUUGUGUUCUGUUAAAGAUGUCGAUAACACUCUGAAAGAUAUAAGGGGAGUUCUAAGGCCAGGCGGACGUUACCUGUUCGUGGAGCAUGUGGCUGCAAAAGAUGGCACAAUCCUCAGAUUCAUACACAAUGUUAUUGAUCCUCUGCAACAAACCCUAGCUGACUGGUGUCGCCUCACCUGGAAAACGAGAAGCAAACACAAUUGCGACACCUUGUCCAAAUUUAAAUCCGGGUUCUCGGACGUUAACCUUCACAUGACCACCUUCUCCAGUGCCUCAAUUAUAAAACCCUCAAGUGUAUGGAAUAGCUUGUAA